AUGUCCGCACUCGACCCCCAAGCACCCUCUCAGCCAAGUCAACAGACUGGCCUAAACCAAACCCAAAACCCUGCUUCAAAGACCUCUCAAGAACAAACAACGGCGCAGGACACUUCCUCCACCCAAUCCAAGACAGUUGAUCGUCGUUCAGCGCACGACGUCCCUUCGGAACACGGUGAAGCGGCUAAACCAGGUGCUCUGGGGAGUGGCGAGCGAGGUCCCCUUACAGAAAAACGGAUUCCCGAGUCCGAUGCGCAAAACUACUCCGAGGACCCCAAUUUAGAAGGCCAGCAAAUGCGGAUGCCAGGCGAAGGCGAUGUCGCAAGAGCGGUGCGAACGGGCGGUGGUGGGGGACAUGGUGAGGAAGAGAGUCUGACACAGAACAUAGACAAGAAAGCGGCCGAUCACGAGGCGGAGUUGCACAAGCGGGGAGAGCGAACUGGGAAAGAGAUCGAGGAAGAAGAACAGGAAGAUUGGACGGGGAAGAAGGCAGACAUUGCGAGUGCAUUGGGACAAGGAAGAGAGGGCCGUGACGAGGCCAGUCGUCCGGCAGUGGUUCUGGCUGCGGAAGAGUGA
Fonsecaea multimorphosa CBS 102226 is the source of this 576-nucleotide messenger RNA. RefSeq lists its product as uncharacterized. NCBI's taxonomy places the organism in Eukaryota, Fungi, Ascomycota, Eurotiomycetes, Chaetothyriales, Herpotrichiellaceae. Bases 1 to 576 code for a protein of 191 amino acids. The record is from RefSeq and is a predicted model, not a curated record. The transcript has a single exon.